Messenger RNA from Camelina sativa (false flax), 363 nucleotides. The record is from RefSeq and is a predicted model, not a curated record. Lineage: Eukaryota; Viridiplantae; Streptophyta; Magnoliopsida; Brassicales; Brassicaceae.
UAUUACCUUAAAGAUUUAAGAGGAAGUUAUACAUAUAUGGGAAGUCUCAAGUUAUUAUGGGUUUGUUUGGUGUUGCUAAUUCUAGUACUCAAAUUUACCUCGGUGCACCACUGUCGACGUUUGGUUGCGGAAGAGAGUAUUUCUGGUCCAAUCCGUUUGGAACAGAUUAGACGAGAGCUUUUUGAGAGGUUGAAAGAGCUGAAGGUGAGAUCAGAAGGCGAAGAGAUGAUCCUUGGAAAUACUCUUGACUCGAAGCGUCUCAGUCCUGGCGGUCCUGACCCGAGGCAUCACUGACCUAGAAGAAUGUAAAAAUAUGUAAUGCCAUUUUUGAGAGAAAGGUUCAAUAUGAUUAAAACCUUUUAA